CGACGUCUAGAGAGAUCAGUUGAAAUUAAGUAAUAGAAAACUGUAUUAAAUCUUUGACAUUUAUGCCAAUGUCAUUUAUUACCCAAUCACAAAUGUCGAAUCAUCCACCAAUCACACGAUUCACACCAAAGACCAACCACAAACCGUAGUGCUGUGAUUUAUUUUCCCUCCAACGAAUCUGUCACUUAUUUCAUUCAUAAAUACACUGACAAGUUGAAAUGUUAAUACAUAGAUGGACAUACUGUGCUGCAUACUAUUUCGUAGUAAAUAAGCCUACUGGGAUGCGUGUUUUAUUCAACAAAUUGGAGCGGCUUGUUUCCACACCUUACUUCUACCACCGUGAUCAGUGUCAAACAACAAGUAGUUAAUUCGUCUCGUACAAAUAAUCUACUCGUACACAUGUCCCAUAAUUUAUUUUUAUCUCUAUUUCUAAUUUAUUUCUGUUUUGCAAUUAAUUGUUCACAUGUGGAGACAAAAAAUAACUGCGUCUUGAAAAGCGACACAUCCUUGGCAAUUCCACUCUUUUUUUUACAAAUGUAUUUAACAGGUUUCCAUCUACCGUCUCUGUCUAAUAACAUGGACAUCGAACAGGUGACGGACACACUACAAAUGUUGAAGUUAAACAACAAUUUCUAAUUAAAUGAACACAAUCAUUGUGAUAAAUGUGGUAUUACAACUAACGACGUUUAAGUAGCACGAUACCGCGUCCCUCCUCUAGGUGUAAUAAUUACUAAUAAUUAGUGUAGGUUAAACAAUGACAUUUCCAUCAUUUUUACAAACGAUUCAAGACUACGUGGUUGAAUACAUUGAUAUUGACUAUUCUUUGUGGUUAACAUGGUGCUUAGCCCCUUUGCUCAUCUCGUUUCUGCUUCCUGUAUUGAUAGCCCUAUUGCUGUACCUGACUGCUUUUAUUUUAUACAUUUACAAACUGCACUGGAGGAGCAUUCGCAUAACGUUACAAAUAGGUGACAAAUGGGACGCUGCCAGGAGAACUGCAGCAGCUGUCUGGGACGCACAUGGUUGGAUCUGGCAUGGAUACGAAAUACGGGGCUUAGAGAAUCUUCCUGAAACAGGUCCAGCGCUGAUUAUCUACUACCAUGGCGCUAUUCCCAUAGAUAUUUACUAUUUUUUAGCGAAGACGAUGGUUUUAAAAAAUCGACUAGUCCACACAGUCGCCGACUAUUUUUUAUUUAAACUUCCAGGUUUCAGUAUUAUUGCUGAUUGCAUGAAAGUUAUUCCGGGCACUAUUCAGUCGUGUUCUAACAUUUUAAAAGAAGGGAAUUUGCUGGCGAUUUCCCCUGGGGGUGUGUAUGAGGCGCAGUUUAGUCAUCAUUACAAUUUAAUGUGGAAAAGACGUUUAGGCUUUGCUAAAGUAGCACUAGAUGCGAAAGUUCCAAUCGUACCUAUGUUUACUGAAAAUUUGCGAGAGGCGUUUAGGACCUUGAGUAUAGGUAGACGAAUGUUUUUGCGACUGUAUGCCAUGUUCAAGUUUCCAUUUGCUCCAAUUUAUGGCGGCUUUCCAGUAAAGAUGAUCAGUCAUGUGGGGAAACCUAUUGCCUAUGACCCAAACUUGACGCCCGAGGAUCUACAAGCUAAAGUCGCGGCGUCUUUGAAUGAUCUUAUUAAAAGAAAUCAGAGGGUACCUGGGAGUAUUUUGUAUGGGAUUUUGGAUAGAGUACCGUAUUUUAAGGCUAAAAAUUCAGUGCCACAUGAAGAAUAGGCUUCCAUUUUUUUUUUCCUGAACAUUCCUGUAUUAUAUGUAUUUUUCUUUAUUGUUUUUAUUUUUACGUACAUAUAAGUACUUAAAUUUUAUUUAUUUUAUUUACGUGAAUUGGUGAUUGUAAAUAUCGUAGUAAGUAUAGUACAAAUAUUAAAGUUUUUGUGUAAA
Zophobas morio is the source of this 1888-nucleotide messenger RNA. RefSeq lists its product as uncharacterized. Gene Ontology annotation, molecular function: acyltransferase activity. Bases 755 to 1720 code for a protein of 321 amino acids. The transcript has 5 exons. The record is from RefSeq and is a predicted model, not a curated record. Lineage: Eukaryota; Metazoa; Arthropoda; Insecta; Coleoptera; Tenebrionidae.